Messenger RNA from Phyllotreta striolata, 453 nucleotides. NCBI's taxonomy places the organism in Eukaryota, Metazoa, Arthropoda, Insecta, Coleoptera, Chrysomelidae. The record is from the annotation of a GenBank genome assembly.
AUGCGUCAAGGACACGACGUCGGUUCGCUCGAGACGCACCUUCUCACGUUCAAACGGGACGCCAACAGACCAAUUUGGGUAAGGACACUAGACAAACUAGAUUGUCCUGUAGGCACUAUAUUGGCUGAAGACCAAUUUGGACCAAUUUGGGUAAGGACACUAGACAAACUAGAUUGUCCUGAAGGCACUAUAUUGGCUGAAGACCAAUUUGGACCAAUUUGGGUAAGGACACUAGACAAACUAGAUUGUCCUGUAGGCACUAUAUUGGCUGAAGACCAAUUUGGAUUAGAUUGUCCUGAAGGCACUAUUAUGGCUAAAGACUUGUCUAAAGAUCAGAUUGGCAUCAGACCAGCUUGUCCGGAGUUCAAAUUAGCUAAAGACAUUAGACCAGAUCGUCUAAAGACACCUGUUUGUCUUCACCAGUCACUAGAUCGACUUCAGACACUAACUUGA